Messenger RNA from Hydatigera taeniaeformis, 516 nucleotides. Lineage: Eukaryota; Metazoa; Platyhelminthes; Cestoda; Cyclophyllidea; Taeniidae. The record is from the annotation of a GenBank genome assembly.
AUGGCAGAAGUGAUGACGGAGGAAUGGAGAGAGGAAAUCUCCCCGAGUCAAAUCAACCUCUUCUACUCCGGUAAGGUGGCUGAGGGUGUUUUGAUUGAGCGUCAUCGGGAUCAUGGAGAAGGACAAAUAGACUCCAUAACCACUUUGGAGACUUCGACUUCCACUCCCUCGGUCUCCACGGCUAGCAUGGAAGGUAGCAACCAACCGAAUCUUAAACUCUCUACCAACGUAAUGAAAGAUUGUUGCUGGGAUGUUCAGACGGAGGAGAGGGAUGACGAGGAGGAGGAAGAGGAGGAGGAGAAGGAGAAGGAGGAGGAUGAGGAGGAGGAGGAGAAGAAUGACGAGGAGGAGGAGAGGGAUGACGAGGAGGAGAAAGAGGAGGAGGAGGAGGAGAAGGAGGAGGAGGAGGAGGAGGAGAGGGAUGACGAGGAGGAGGAGAAGGAGGAGAAGGAGAAGGAGGAGGAUGAGGAGGAGGAGAAGAAGAAUGACGAGGAGGAGGAGAAGGAGGAGGAGAGG